Molecule: messenger RNA, 1050 nt
Organism: Mucor velutinosus
Lineage: Eukaryota; Fungi; Mucoromycota; Mucoromycetes; Mucorales; Mucoraceae
Exons: 2
Coding region: 1-1050 (349 amino acids)
Biological process (GO): zinc ion transmembrane transport; intracellular zinc ion homeostasis
Cellular component (GO): membrane
Molecular function (GO): zinc ion transmembrane transporter activity
Source: RefSeq, a predicted model, not a curated record
AUGGUCAACUCUUUGCUAGCCACGUCCUACAUCUCCAUUAUUCCCAAUUUACUUCUUUACUUCGUUCCUCCCGAUAUCAAGCCAACUACAUUAAAUACGCUGGUCAAUUUCGCAGUGGGUAGUUUGCUGGGAGACGUAUUUUUGCAUUUGUUGCCACACGCAUUUAAUAGUCAUGAGCAUCAUGAAGACAGCAACCAUAGCCACCACAACCACGAUACCAAGUCAAUUCAGCAUGGUAGCAAUGAUGAGCACAAGAGCGUGUUGAUUGGAUCAGGUAUAUUUGCUGGGCUAUUCUUCUUUUAUGCAGCAGAUAAAGUUAUGAGAGCAUAUUUUGGAAAGAUGGGACACGAUCAUGGACAUGAUCAUGGUAAAAAACACGAUGAACAUGUUGUGGAUCAAGUGGCUGUGAGAGAGGGCAUGCGUCAACGCAAGCCUAGUAAAGACAAAGAGCAGACCAAAGAGACAGAGCACAAUCAUCGUCAACACGAUCACCAUCACCAUGCGCCCUCAGCAGAUGUGAAAGCCAGCACCUACCUCAACCUAUUGGCUGAUUUCACGCACAAUCUCACUGACGGUAUCGCUAUGGCUGCCUCGUUUUAUGCUUCACCAGCCAUUGGUGCCACUACUGCUGUUGCUGUCUUUUUUCAUGAGAUUCCUCAUGAAGUGAGCGAUUACGCAAUUCUAUUGCAAUCCGGCUUCAGUAAGAAACGUGCUAUGAUGGCUCAAUUUACAACCGCCAUUGGUGCCUAUAUUGGCACAUUUAUUGGUAUCUUUAUCGAAGAAAUGGCUCACAGUAAUGCCUCUCAUAACAAGCACGAUCACGAUCAUCAUCACUCGCACGGAUUGUUAGGUACCAGUAUGACAUGGGGCGAUCUCAUUAUUCCCGCCACAGCUGGCGGAUUUUUAUAUAUCGCGACAGUGGGUGUAAUUCCUGAACUAUUGGAGAGCAAAAGCAACAGUAAACUACAACCAUUCAAGGAAUUGGCAGCAAUGAUAUUUGGUAUGGCAUUGAUGGCUUGCAUUGCUUGGAAUGAAUCUCAUCACCAUUAA